Epinephelus moara (kelp grouper) is the source of this 1736-nucleotide messenger RNA. It is a transcript of the gene unc119a1, whose product is annotated as unc-119 homolog a (C. elegans). Gene Ontology annotation, biological process: positive regulation of protein tyrosine kinase activity; negative regulation of caveolin-mediated endocytosis; negative regulation of clathrin-dependent endocytosis. The transcript is spliced from 5 exons. Gene Ontology annotation, cellular component: centrosome; spindle pole; intercellular bridge. Bases 239 to 856 code for a protein of 205 amino acids. Gene Ontology annotation, molecular function: lipid binding. Lineage: Eukaryota; Metazoa; Chordata; Actinopteri; Perciformes; Serranidae. The record is from RefSeq and is a predicted model, not a curated record.
GGAGGGGAGGGAGCUAAGGGCUGAUUUUUAUCUUUUACCGGAUCGAGAAGGGGAGGGGGCACGGAGAAUGAGUUAUUCUUGUAGCAGCACAGAGCCUGUUUGCUGCACGGUGUAUUAGCCAGCGCGCAACUAAAGGCUGCGACGCAAGUAAAUCGGCCCCUGCGGCGACGACGCCGAGAGCAGCAGAAAGCCCCAGCUCCUGUCAGGUUACGCACCGAGCAGCCCUCUUCUGUUGGACAUGAAAGUGCAGCAAGGCUGCAACUCAUCAGACAUGGGGAUCCCGGUUAGAACUGAAGAAGAAUUGCGCAGAAAUACCGUAAUAACGCCCGAUGAUGUGCUCGGGCUACAGAAGAUCACCAAGAAUUAUCUUUGUUCUCCAGAAGAAAACGUCCACAUGAUCGACUUCACCAGGUUUAAGAUCCGUGACAUGGAGACGGGGACGGUCCUGUUUGAGAUUACUAAACCUCCAACACCAGCCGGAGGCAGAAAGCACUGUGACCCCAACGCUGGCCGUUUUGUCCGAUACCAGUUCACCCCAGCCUUCCUGCAGUUGCGGCAGGUCGGAGCAACAGUGGAGUUCACAGUGGGAGACACACCCAUCAACAACUUCCGCAUGAUUGAGAGACACUACUUUCGUGAUCAGCUGCUGAAGAGCUUUGAUUUCGAGUUUGGCUUCUGCAUGCCCAGCAGCAAGAACACGUGCGAGCACAUCUAUGAGUUCCCCGCGCUGUCCGAGGAUAUCAUGCGCGAGAUGAUCCUGCACCCUUACGAGACACAGUCUGACAGCUUCUACUUUGUGGACAACAAGCUGGUGAUGCACAACAAGGCAGACUAUUCCUACAGUGGGGGGCCAUAGGAAGACCGCCCUCCACCCUUUACUCCUCCCUGUUCUAGACAUUUUCCAUGUACCACUUCAGGACCAGAAGCAGAUGAACUAACGGACAGUUCACUGGCAUUAAACGCUCUUGACUCACUCCUGUUAACUCCAUAAAUUUCCAUUCAGGUAUUCAGCUGCCAGACCAAUAGAUUUCUCCCUUUGCCUCUUUGCAGGAACAUCGAAUUCUGCCAGUUUUAUCAUCACUUUGCAUCAGUGUGUGUGAGCGAGUGUGUGGGCAGCAAACACAUGCAGUGUCUGUACAUACUGUUGAUUUCAGUCUGUAUAUGUGGGUUCCACUUGAUCAUCAGGAAGAUUCAUUUACAUUUUGUGCGUUUUGAUAGCUAUUAAUAGAAGAGAAAAUGGCGACAGUGAGUCAGAAACACACCAUGAGACAAUGAGAGGAAAGAAGUUACCCUAAAAAAAAGUUUAAUAAUAAUAACUAAUCCAUUCAGAUGCACAUUUAUAUAGUUUGUAUAGGAAGCUCAUUACAUUCUAACUCCUGAGGUUUCUUAAAUUUCUAGUAGCACAUGUCCGAAUGAUCCAUUCUGUCAUCGUUCGUUUGAACGACAAACAGAAAUGUGUACUUUGUCUAUUUAAAUGUGUCAUUUGUCGUAUGUUUCCAUGUAGUACUACUACUUCAGGAGUAUUUUUUAAAUGAAUAGCUAGCCACUUUGAAGUGUCAGAAAACCUUCAUUAGCCAAAAGUCAGAUACCAAUUUUGAUAUCCAGUACGUUCUCUGUAGUACUGAACACUGUGUAUACUUUAAUUAUGAUAAAUGUUUUAAGUAUAAAAUUAAAAAGUGUGUAAAGUUUUGACAGCGGAAAUUCCAUCACUGCAAUAAAUAUGGGAUUUUUUCGAA